AUGGCAUCGUUGGGCUAUCAUGCCGUCAUUGGGCCCAAGCCGUCGGUGAUGGACUUGCUGCGGCGAGGAAAAUGGACCGACAGCGGAUUGGUCAUUUUCAGCCGGCUGCCAAUUGCGGAGACGCGAUCAAUUCGCUUCGAGUCGGGGGCUGCUUUGGAUGCUGGUGCCUGCAAAGGUGCCAUGUGGGCGCGAGUGGAACUGGCGUCAGGACGAUAUUUGGAUGUGUUCAACUGCCACCUCCAAGCCUCACACACGGGCGCGGAUGGUGAGGUUUUCGAUCGGAUCCGCCGGUCGCAAUUAAAGGAGCUUCGAGAAUUCAUUGAGCUCGCUGGCACGGAACAUCCAUAUGUCCUCACUGGUGAUUUCAACGUCGACGCUAUUCCGGAACCCUCGGACCCCAUGGGCACGUACGGGAUACCCUUCCGCCCGCCACGCCAGGAGUCGGAGGACUACCAACGCCUCCUCCAUUCCCUGGACCCACGCGGACGGCUGGUGGAUCUCCUCUGUGGGCCUACGCCUCAAGAUCCCCUCGGGAAGGAGUCACCGUCAUUCCGGCACCAUCCUUGCACCCGACCACCGCGUUUGCGGAUGCCCUCCUCCGCAGGCUAUGUGGCGCGACAUAAGUACCCACAGCGGCUGGAUUACGUCUUCUAUCGACCUACGCUCACCUCACUGGUGGAGCAUGCUCACUCGGAUGUAGAGCCCUUUGAAGUGAGUGGUCAGCCGUUUGAAUAUCUGAGCGAUCACUUUGGCAUUCGAGCUCACUUUCGAUUCCGCUGCAGCUUCGCAUGGGCGCGCGACCCCCCCAAGUGUAAACCAAAUGAACCGUCGCUCCUGCGGAAGGCAGUGGAUGCCCUGUGGAAGCGAUGGUUCGAAGGAUCACUGCUGCUUGGCCUUUUGCCGGCAGCUUAUCUUCAAGUGCGGAAGGCAGAGCUCCUGCAAGACGUCCUUCGAAGGCCGUUCAGCAGACUUGGUGUCCCUCUCGCGCUCCAGCCUACUCUACUGCAGUACGGCUUCCCUCUGGCCUGCGCUGGCGGCUGUGGGCUGCUCUUAUUGUUUCGGCGACGCUUGCGCGAGGAGGAGCGGCCUCCUUUGGAGCGCACGCUUUCCAUGACCGCAGAGUUGGCCUCGUCAGCUUUCCGACGGCGGCUGCAGGCCCAGUCGGAACGGCCAGCCAAGACCAUUGCCUCCAGCCCCUACGACAGCUUCAAUGGAUCCGUGGAGUCCUACCGGCUACGGCCCUGCAUUGGGCGACGGCCUCUGAACUCGGAUGGUACUUUGGGAGAGUACACCUGGCUGAGCUAUGGUGAUGCACAGUUCGAAGUCCUGCGGAUCUCCUCAGGCCUUCACCGGAAGUUCGGACUCAAGCGCAACGCUCAGGUGGGCCUCUUAGGCGAUGCCUCGGCAGACUGGCUUCUCUGUGACUUGGCUUUGAUGCGCCUGGGUGCCAACACCGUCUGCCUCGCAGCCCCUGCUUCAAAUCCGACCUCGAGCACGACGGCUCCGGUGCCCAGCAGCGUGCAAGACCUAGAGCUCCUCCUGUGCUCCUCGGAUUGGGUGGAGUACUUCGUGGCUUCCAGGCGAAACGAGGAACUGCCCCGCUGUCCCAUUGUCACCUUCACGCCACUCACACCUCGCCUGGCGGCUAUGGCCCAGCACCGGAACCUGAAUGUCUGGGACCUACCCUUCAUCGCCAACUUUGGCGAGGUCGCCGGCUGGGUGCCCUAUGUAGGUGUCGGGGGCUUCGAUGUCAUGACGACCAUGUACCGUUCGAGGUCAGGAACGAAGAGUGAGCUGGCUGGGGUUUCGGUGAGCUUGAGGGGCUUGGCUAUGUGUGCUCAUCAGAUCCGCCAAGCACUGGGCCUUCGCAACGACGACCGGCACUUCAGCUACAUCUGGCCGGCCUUUACUGCGGAGCGAGUGGUGCUCCAUGCCGUGCUGGCUGCUGGGGGUGCCGUGGGCUUCUUUGGGGGAGUGCGCUCUCCGCGGAUCUUC
Molecule: messenger RNA, 1995 nt
Organism: Symbiodinium necroappetens
Lineage: Eukaryota; Dinophyceae; Suessiales; Symbiodiniaceae
Source: the annotation of a GenBank genome assembly